This is a messenger RNA of Nematocida homosporus, 762 nucleotides long. RefSeq lists its product as uncharacterized. The transcript has a single exon. NCBI's taxonomy places the organism in Eukaryota, Fungi, Microsporidia. The coding region runs from base 1 to 762 and encodes 253 amino acids. The record is from RefSeq and is a predicted model, not a curated record.
AUGUCUGGAAUUAGUAUUAGGUUAGUAUUUGGGUGGUUUUGUUGUGUUCUGGUGGAGCUUAGUGUGGUUUUGACUAGUACAAAUAACAACAUAGCCCAAUCCAACUAUAUUCAAUCUAGUUUUAAGCUAAUGGCCGCCUUAAAAGAGUUUGGACUAGUUAACGAGACAUCCAACUACACUUUGAUAGAAGAGGGAGAUGAAAGCAACAUAAAAACCCGCACUAAAUGGACUCUUAACUUCGCAGCAGCAAAUGGAUCACAUCUUGGCAAUACACUUAACCCGUGCACUGUUGGGUUGAUGGUCAGCUCGGAUAUUACACUCCUGACAGAGACAAAUACAGGAUUUGAAGAAAGGAUUCAAGACGAGAGUCCGGCGCGGAUUGUAAUAGACAAAGAUUUCAUCGAGUUCUCGGGGAGAGCAACAGACAAAGAAUCCCGGCCGGCCAAAGCCCUAUUACUCCUAUUACAAGCCAAAAAUCCGCUCGAGAUCCGAAUAGAAUGGAUAGAUAACAGCAAUUUGUCAACCAGUUAUUCCCAAUGCAGUGCUUGUUUCAAUUCAGCACGCACUAUCAGUCUAGUAGAGACAUACACGCUUAAAUUCCAUACUAUUAUACAAGACGAUCUCAGCUUGUGGAUGACAUUAGCCGAAAAAAUCAGGCAAGAAUGGGGUGUUGAAGUAUUGGGUCUGAACGAGUGUUUAUGGAAGGAAAAAGAAGAUACAACCAAAUUAAGACGCGGCCUAAAACGGAAACUAGCCCAAUAG